GGGGGGGAUUCCGUCCACAUACGCGACAGGGCAGGACUUGAUGAACACAAGGCCUGCAAGGGGGAAAGACUAGUCCAAACUCCAAAUUAAAAGGAUGUCAUCUGACUGCUAAUGCACAGUGUGGAGGGCAUGUCCUCGCCAUAUUGUGCCCAAUACCCAUGCAAGUGUGACAACAUCAGUGCAUUCAAGGCUUCGCAGGACUGGAGUUCGGGAUGCCUUCGAUCCAAAGAUGUCAUUCACUCUCAUGCCAAAUGGCAGAGAGUCCACAGAUUGAUGUGCGGAAGGCAGCAAUUCUAUGUAAAGAGAAAUCACGGCGUUCGAAGUGCUGCCAUCCUGCAGAUAUGCCGAUCAUUCCUGAGCAGGCAAUGGAGUUCCUCUCUCGGACAUGGAGCCCCUCCUCGUCAGAUCUCUUCCAAGUAUUCUCACCCAGUACCCUUAGAACAUCAUCUGAGAACCUUCAGCCAGAAAAGGCAAGCAAAGAUGAAGAGGAGAAUGAAGAAAAAGACGAAGGCCAAGAUGAAGGCACACAUCUAUCCACAGUCCAUGUCAGUGGUGGAAAAAAUCAAUCAUUCAAUCAGACAUGGUGUGUUCUAGCCAGUGAGAUGCCUAGCCCCAUACAGCGCAAGCACAAGCUAAAGCAACCGACUUGGCAACUCAACGUCAAAUACAUGAAGGAAAUUUUGCGAGGUCAUUUCUUGAAUGGUGUCGCGGUCACCGGACGCCAGCAAAAGAAGAGGAAAGAAGAGCUUCGGCUGCAAGCAGCAAAGGCCCACGCGUCUGUCUCGGUUGCUCAGCUUGCAGCAGCUAUUGCGAGCAUUGUGUCGGUAUGCGAGCUGAGGCCAGCCAACCUGAAGUGUGUCGAGGCUGCUGACUGUAAGAAGAUGGGUACGGUGCUGGCUUCUGCUGCCGCGCUGAUCGCCACUGUCUGUGCAGAGGCUGCGGAGAUCUCCGGGGCCGACAGGUCCCGCGUAAGGUCCGCUGUGAAAACUGGACUAGAGAGCUGCUCCUCCACUGAACUGCUCACCCUCACCGCCACUGCUGCUACAUGUCUGAGAGGAGCUGCAGCUCUGAAACUGAGGGCGGAUGCCAGGGGGAUCAGCAGGAAUAGCUCAGUGGGCAUCAACGCUACGAGCUUCCGAAAAGGCACAAUUCUCAGGGUUAGGUUGCCUUGUGGGAGUGUACGAGUGAGGACCGUGGCCUUCUUCCCCCAGCACGGCACAGUGGCGCUGAGACUGGGAAAGAGGCAUCUGCACGGGGUAUUUUCAACCUACAAAGAUUACGAGGUGCAGGCCGUCUCCAUCGACGGCGGCGAGGUGGUGGUGGACGACGGCCCGGUGCUGUUCCCGCUGGCGCUGAGCACGGCGGCGGGUGUGGUGCAGCUGCUGCUGGACAGCCAGGUGCACUGCAAGGUCUGGAAGAGUGCCAUCGAGGACAUGCUGCUGUCCGACCAAAACACCAAGCACGCCAAACGCUGAGCCUUCGUCGUCAGGCAAAUCAAAUGCAUACCUAUGCGGAUACGAUUGCCUCUCUUUUUUUUUUUCCUGCGCCUGUACACCUCGCCUGAUAUGCAGAGGUGUAAUGUACUAUAUUGCACUGCAGGUUUUAGGUUUUUUAUUGUGUGUGUACUCUAUGUACGACGCAACCAGAUGCUGGGGCUUGGCUCCCUGUGAUGUUGGCUGCAAUUUUUCUACAUUCUUAGGAGUGGAGCACGGCUCUCCUGCGUAUUCUCCAGACAAGAAUGUAGUUGCUUGUGUAGUAUGAGAAAAUAUGAAUGUUAUGCGUGUACCGAAGUAUGUAAGUGUGUAAGUUAUAUAUAUACAUGAAAUGAAAGAGGUGUAUUCUCCCUUUAUUUUCAGGUUGCUUGUACCAAAUGAGUAGAUCGAGUUCGUUCUCGUACUUGAAUAAUGCAAAUGAAUUCAUGUGA
This is a messenger RNA of Oryza brachyantha (malo sina), 1924 nucleotides long. Its product is annotated as VAN3-binding protein-like. The transcript has 10 exons. Lineage: Eukaryota; Viridiplantae; Streptophyta; Magnoliopsida; Poales; Poaceae. Bases 213 to 1475 code for a protein of 420 amino acids. The record is from RefSeq and is a predicted model, not a curated record. Gene Ontology annotation, biological process: leaf vascular tissue pattern formation; auxin-activated signaling pathway; phloem or xylem histogenesis.